GGAGCGAUGAUAUCCUAACACGGGUAAGAGAACCAUUCGAAAAAAAUGCACGCCAAACUUUUAGAGACGUAUGCGCAAACAAUCUCACAAGUCCAUUUUACACAAAUGAUUUUGAACUAAAAAUGACAUCCGGAGUUAUAGCAGAAGCAUUUUUCUAAUACGCCUUUUUUAGAGUUUUGGUCGGUAGACCUAGAAUGACUUUAAUCUUAAAUUCUUAGAAACAAGGGCUUUCCAAAAAGUUCUGCGAGAAUCAAAGAUAAUGAUAAUAGCCCUUAUUUUCACCAUUUGAACGCCAUGGCUCAAAAAGGGAAUUUCAACAAACAUACAGAUCUUAUUCAUCCUGUUUUAAUUAGUGCAGGAAACAUCACAAAAGCCUCUUACGAAACUAAACCCAAAUUGAAUUAUGAUUACCCAGUCAAUUACAUUUCAGGAAAUUACCAGCGGAAUGGUAUACAACACUAAGAAAUUGAAUACUGAUAAGGACCGACAACGUCAAGAAGUAAGCAUCAUUCAUUGGUCGAAACUAAAAGGGAUCAAUGCACGUGUUUGAGGGAUCAACUAGAACAUAGUUAUACUUGCAAAUUAUGGUUUAAGCGUAUAUGAUACGUUUCCACUUUCUUUUAGAUGUUACUGUAAUUAGUAUCUACGGUGUCAAUAUCCGGUAUUUCGAGGCUGCAUCAAAUCACUGGGCAGAUUUCGGUAGCGAUUAUACAUUCGUGUUUUGGGGUGAAUUUGGUUGUUGAUCAGAGGUAAUUUUUUUCUGUUUUCCCUCUACAAGUCAUUGGCUUUAUAAGCUGAACAACACCACGAGCCGUGAAGAGCAGAAACUUACAACUUGACGUUCUUUAGAUCAACUUGAACCUAAACAUAGCCAGGUUUUUCUGACUCUCGGCUUUAUACCUUCCAUGAUUUUUAUUGAGUGCUCGCUUUUUUUCUGCAUUAGCAAAGUAUCAAUAUCAUCGAAAAGGGUGCAGGGAAAAGUUUGAUCUUCGCAAACACAUAUCAAUUAGAGUGACACUUCGGUCAAAUUCGUUCUCUAGAUGAAGCCUGUUCAUUUGACCAGCUGUCAGCCAAUGCUUCCUGUGCUGGCCGAGCAUUUUAAAUUAAUUUACUGCAUGAGUUACAAACAAAGUAACUGUAUAUCUUCCUACCCUAAACGUUUUGGUUUUUGUGUGGGAAGAAUUGGCUUUUGUCGUAGCUUAAGUGGGGUUGCUUAAUCAGUCUGCUGACUAGUGUGCCAAACAUAUCUUUUUAAAUGAUCCUGUUAAUCAGUGUUUCAAAAAUGGCGUCGAAAGUAGGAGAUAGGCAAGCUGCUGCAUAGGAACACUUCUUUAAUAGAGCGUAUCUUUUUUAAUAUGAUAGACUGUACAAUUGUUUUUCAGUCACAAAAAAUUGAUAACUUACUGUAUAUCAAAGCAAAUAUUCCCCUUUAAUUUUAAUCUACAUUCUAACUUUCAUUUUAGAAAGAGAGGUGAAUAUAUUCCAAUCAACCAAUACGCAACUGCUUUCGGAGAGACUAUGUUGAUCUACUCUAUUUUAUGCAGUUGAUCAAGCAACAACUUCCUAUCGUAGGAGAGAAUGGAAAUUGAGUGAUUGAAUUAUUCCAGUGCGAAUAGCGUCAAAAGAAUGACGAACAGCACAAGUUCCAAUACGACAGAAUCAUCUCCACUGCCCUCUGGCUGCACCAGCAGACCGUUCACACCUGUAGAGAUAUGGUUCCAAGUAUCUUCAUUUCUGGUCGUUGUAUUUUUCUCGAUUAUUGGCAAUACUGUCGUGAUCACCAUUAUUAAGAAAAAAAGGAGCAUGCACACUCCAACAAACUAUUUCAUCGUAAAUUUGUGCGCAGUGAAUCUGUUGAUCUUGUUACACAACACACUGCCGGACAUCUCGGGAAGAAUUGCACCUCAACUAGGAUUUGCGGUUACUGGUUGGCCUGGUAAGAUUCUUUGCAAGCUGCAAGCAUUUCUUACGUCUUGUACAAUAAACUCCGCCAUCUUGACGCUCGCACUGAUUGCUGCUGAUCGAUUUAUUGCCAUAUUUUUUCCCCUGAAGAGACUAAUUCAUUCCCGAAGAGCGAUCCAGCUUAUCUUUUUGGCAUGGCUUAUCCCGGCGUUACCAGGUUGCAUCUUUCUUUAUGUCAAUGACCUCGUUGAUUACAACGGAACUGUGUACUGUAUGGAGAUAUGGGAACCAGCCAUCCCAAGGUACUAUAACACAAUCUACACGACAGCCGAUUUCAUCAUGUUUUAUGGCUUGCCUUUGUUGGAAAUCAUCAUUCUUUACAUCGCCAUCAUCUACAGGAUAUGGAUGCGAAGGAUUCCAGGGCACGUGACGACGGCCAAUCAACAAGUAGAACUCAAAGCCAAAAAGAACGUCCUCAAAAUGCUCAUCACAGCUGUUCUUACGUUCGCAUUAUUCUGGCUUCCGGUUAAAAUAAAUGUCAUGGUGGGACUCUACAGCCAUUCUCCCUGCGUGUUAACUCCUACUCGUCGAUUCCUGGCACUCUUUCUGGCCUGUGGUAACUGUGUGAUAAAUCCAAUUAUCUUCAUUGUAUUUAGCCAGGAUUUUAGAAACGGUUUCAAAGCUCUCUGCCACUGCCUCCCCUGCUUUACUUCUGACGUUCCUCGUGUGCACCGUCAGACCAUGGAUGUUAGCGGGAUAAGCUUCUCUGUAAAACACAAUGGUCAAAGUAGUCUUAGCCUGACAAAAUUUAAGAAGAUUGACGACUAGUGCAACUUCAACUUGCAGCUCCACCA
Messenger RNA from Stylophora pistillata, 2756 nucleotides. Its product is annotated as neuropeptide FF receptor 2. Gene Ontology annotation, cellular component: plasma membrane. The record is from RefSeq and is a predicted model, not a curated record. Lineage: Eukaryota; Metazoa; Cnidaria; Anthozoa; Scleractinia; Pocilloporidae. Gene Ontology annotation, molecular function: G protein-coupled receptor activity. Gene Ontology annotation, biological process: G protein-coupled receptor signaling pathway.